GCAGGUGGAAUCAAACCGGAAGUGUGAUGCUCCUCGUCCUCAAAGAUGGAUCUUCCCUCUGUGUAGAGUGAGAUAAACACAAAGAAAUGAGAGACAAACACGCAGCGGCUCAGUGAGAACAUGAAAUGUGUUAUAAUUGAACAUCCGGGUACUAGUAAUGAUAGAUAAAUUGUUCCUGAAGACGAGCAGAAUGGAUUUUAGCAGAGCCGACGGAGGCUCGUACACGGAUAAUCUCAUUGGGACUUUACUUGCUAUUUUUGGGAAUGUGCUCGUCAGCAUCUCCUUAACACUUCAGAAACACAGCCAUGUGACGUUAGCAGGAACCAAGGACCCACGUGCCUUCUACCGCACUAAAACCUGGUGGUUUGGUUUUGCAUUCACCUGCCUCGGGGAGGGAGCCAACUUUGUCUCGUACGCCUUCGCUCCCCUCGCUCUUGUGGCGCCGCUCAACGCCGUUUCUGUUAUAACAAGCUCAAUCUUGGGCCUCAUUUUCCUACGUGAGAAAUCGAAGCCGAGGGACUUUGCAAGGCGCUACGGGCUUUCCUUCCUGGGCCUCAUCCUGACCACAGGAGGAACUUACCUGUUUGUUGCAUUCGGACCAAACUCCCAUGAGAAGCUUCAAGCAGAGAACAUCGUGAAGCACCUUGUGGGAUGGCCUGUUCUCUUGUACCUGCUCCUGGAGAUCAUCAUGUUCUGCCUGCUCUUGUACUUCUACAAACAGCACCGUGCUCACUACGUCGUUGUUGUUCUGAUGCUGGUCGCUCUUCUUGGCUCCAUCACAGUCAUCACAGUAAAGGCGGUGUCAGGCAUGCUGGUUCUCUCGUCCGAGGGCACCAUGCAGCUGGACUACCCGAUCUUCAGUGUCAUGUUUGUGUGCAUGGUAGCUUCAGUGAUCUUCCAGGCAAAUUUUCUUUCCCAAGCUUGCAAACUGCAUGACUCCUGCCUGAUUGCCAGCGUCAACUACAUCCUCUCCACCGUGUUUGCAGUGGUAGCUGGAGCUGUGUUCUACCUUGAGUUUAAGAAUGAAGACAUCCUUCACAUCUGCAUGUAUUUGUUGGGAACUGCUUUCUGUUUCCUUGGAGUUUAUCUCAUCACCAAAAACAGGAAAAAGAGCAAGUCCUUUGAGCCAUAUGUCACUAUGGAUAUGGCAAAUGGCGUGCCGGUCAUUCAUGACAAAGGUCUGGUCGUUCAGCCCGACUUCAACGGUUCCUUCUCUUACGGAGCGCUGGUCAACAAUGACGGAGUGGCCCCCGCUGCCCUGCCUGUCAAACUGGAGCAACCACCAGUCAGAUCCAGAUCCCCUGAUGGAUCUCAUGGCCACCCUGACCUAAAGACAGAUUAAGCAAGAACAUUUUCAUUUUUAUUCCAUUUAACUGUCGACAACAUUCAAGGACUUUGAAAGCUAAAGAUCGGUAUGUUCCGCACAUGUACACAAGACACAACCUCCAGCCCCCAGUAGCUGGUGUCCACUGGGUGUUAAUGAUGUUCUCUGCCGGGCCUUACACUCCUCUUCACACCCAUUCCUUUCUCUGAAAUCUUGACACCAAUACACGGCCGUGAAAAGCAUUCCUUUUUAAAGAUGUCAGCUGUAUUCAUUCAACAACAAAAAUGUACAUUAGAAACUGGAUGCUCAGACGCUCUGUCACAUGGACUCAGAAAUAUGACAGCAGAGACGGGAUCAGUGUUGUGCCUUUAAGCGCCCUGCUUUUACUCUUACUAGCUUUCAGAUAGACGACUCAUGAUCGUGCAUUUAAAGCAAUUUUGUUCCAAUUUCGCUCGUUAUGGAAAAUUAUCGGAUCCGUUCUUCCACUUUGGAUUGUUGUUACACCUCAAAGUUCAGGUUAAUACUGUAUAAAUGUUAUAUAAUGUAGCUGUUUCUGAAGACUUGCCAAUUAACGUCUUGACUUUUAAAGUAUUACGUCUAACGGGAGCAGAUUUCACUCCACAAUAUCCUGCCUCUUCUUCUUUUUCUUCUUCUUGGACUUCUUUGUAUUACUGCUUUUUCCUGAUGUGACCAAACAAGGGGUGCAAUUACUCUAAUUUAUUCUAAUUUAUUUAUACUCGUGUGCCUUAAAUGAAGCUGUGCACAGGAUAAAUCACUGUGAUAUACCAACCUGCGGAGGUGAGGGAAGCAUCACUGAAGUAGUUCAGCUGUAUUGGAAGGCAACUGUGAUCUGUCACUGCCUUCUGGGUUAAAAAAGACCUGAAACCUUUUAGGGCGCACUCACACUAGGCGCAGUUGUCCCGUACGGUUCUUAAACACGAUUGCCCCGCUGGCCUGCACUCACACUGCUCCAGGACUAACCGGGCCUGAGCAUGGUUACCUCUUGUACAUAACGUCGUAAUACAACACAUGCAUGGCUUUACGUAUUAUGAAGUGUGCUUAGUUUACAAGAUAGGCGGACUUGAAAGUAUAUAUUUUAAAAAAAGGGACGCGCAGUUGAGUCAGAGAACUCCACAGAGAAUAUGACAGCUGCUUUACUGACUUUUCGCUUAUUCUAAGUCAUGUUAUUCAGAUACAACCAUUAAACUCCAGGAUUUCUCAAUAAUGAAGGCUGUCCACGUUGUGCACCCGUGCUUGUGCUUGUGCAUGAACUGUAUCGUGCCGAUGCAAACCUCUUCCAAGCAGGCCAGGGCCAAGAAAGUGUACCGAGCUUGACUCAAACGAGCAUGGUACAGAUUGCCUAGUGUGAGUGCUCCCCUAAAAGGAAAGUUGAUUACACUGUUGAUAACUUAAAAACAAAUGAAGUGAACCGUUUCUGCAUGUCGGCAUUAACCAUAAAUGGUUAACAUUAACACUGUAAGUAUGAAAAUCCAGCUGUUAAAGUCUGUAGUGUAUGUUUCUUUUUAAUGGAUUUGAAAUACCUUUUUCUUCUUUAAUGUGAUGCCUUUGAGUUUCUGCUGACAAAUUCAAUAAUUCUUUAAAUACAUGUUUCACUUAUCUGUAAUCAAACAUGGUGAUCAUUCAGCAAUAAUUAAAAUAUCUAUCAAGCACCCUAUGAUUAAAUACUCCAUUGGGGGUUUAAUUUCUGUAUAAAUUAGUAUGUAUACACGGCUCCAUAUGAGACAAUGUAUUUCCGCAGUGUUAAUAAAGCACAACGCCUUUUCUCAGUA
Molecule: messenger RNA, 3114 nt
Organism: Labrus bergylta (ballan wrasse)
Lineage: Eukaryota; Metazoa; Chordata; Actinopteri; Labriformes; Labridae
Gene: nipal3
Product: NIPA like domain containing 3
Biological process (GO): magnesium ion transport
Cellular component (GO): membrane
Molecular function (GO): magnesium ion transmembrane transporter activity
Source: RefSeq, a predicted model, not a curated record